GUCGAUGAUUUCACAUUGCCAGAAAAUGGAUGGACAUGCCAUUUUUAAGUUGGUGCAAGGCCAGGGCAUCAACAUUUUGUUGAGUGAGUUGAGAAGGUAUAAAAGGAUUCUCUUCCCACAUCUGAGAGAAUCCUCGCAGAAUAAAGAUGAGGAUGCUGACAUUUUGGCAGCUGAAGAUGACAGUGCCAGAGAUGGGGCUCUCAAGAUUACACUGCAUGUCUUAAAGGAAAUGGGCCUCUGUGAGCUUGCUAACAGAUUGGAGAGCCAGAUUUAUGGUGAACUUGAUGUCUGCCAGCACAAACUCAAACACAAACUGAAGACGCAAAACUACAUUUGUGAGGGAAUAGCAGAGCAAGGUAAACGAACCCCCCUCAGCAAGGUGUAUACUGAGCUGUACAUCACAGAAGGAAACAGUGGAACCAUCAUCAAUGAACAUGAGGUCAGGCAGAUUGAAAAAACAACCAGGAAACCCGUACUGCAAGAUAAGCCAAUCAAAUGUGAAGACAUCUUUAACCCUAUACCUGGGCAAGACGAAGGUAUCAGAACUGUCCUGACAAAGGGAAUUGCUGGCAUUGGAAAAACUGUUUCUGUACAGAAGUUUAAUCUGGACUGGGCCGAAAGAAGGGUCAAUCAGGACAUCGAUCUCCUGGUUAAUCUUCCUUUUCGGGAGCUGAAUUUGAUUGCGGGGAGAAACUACACUCUCAUCCAGCUUGUUCAUCAUUUCCUUGCGGAAGCAAAAGAAGCCGGAAUUUUAGAUUUUAGCAAAUAUAAGCUUGUGUUUAUCUUCGAUGGCUUGGAUGAGUGCCAACUUCCCCUGAACUUUGACCACAAUCAGACCUGCCGUAGUGUCUCACAGCCGGCCCCAGUGGAUGUACUGCUGACAAACCUCAUCAUGGACAAUCUGCUGCCCUCCGCACACAUCUGGAUUACCUCUCGCCCUGCAGCCGCACAACGCAUUCCAGCUCGAUUUGUUAAUCGUGUGACAGAGAUCCGUGGAUUCGGUGACCCCCAGAAGGAGGAGUACUUCAGAAGAAAAAUCACUGAUCAAAACAUGGCCGAUGAAGUGAUCUCACACAUCAAGAAAUCCAAGAGCCUCAAUAUCAUGUGUUACAUACCAGUCUUUAGCUGGAUAUCUGCCUCUGUUUUGGAGAGCAUUUUAGAUGAAAGAGAGAAGAAAAAGGAGGGGGGCAAAGGAGACAUACCUCAGACUCUGACAGAAAUGUACACACAGUUUUUGGUGUUAAAUACAUCCAUGAAAAAACGGAAGUACUCAGCAGGAGAAGACGCAGCUGAAACAGAGUCCCAGGUGAAAACAGAUGAAGAGACGAUCUUGAAACUGGGAAGACUGGCCUUUGAGCACCUGAAAAAGGGCAACAUGAUUUUCUACGAGGAGGACUUAAGAGAAUGCAACAUUAAUGUGACUGAUGCCGCUGUACAUUCAGGUCUGUUCACACAGAUCUUUAAGAAUGACGUGGGAUUGCACCAGACAAGAGUGUACUCCUUUGUACACCUCAGUGUUCAGGAGUUUCUUGCUGCAUUGUACGUGUUUCACGCAUUUAUGUGCUGCCAUCAGAACCUGCUGGGACCACAGGAAGCCACAGCUGUCAAGCCAGAAACCAGAGAGUUAAGCAUCCUGCACAAGAGUGCAGUGGAUAUGGCCGUGCAGAAUGAGAAUGGAGACCUAGAUCUUUUUCUGCGUUUCCUCCUUGGACUCUCACAGACGUCUAAUCAGAGUCUGUUGCAGAGUGUACUGACUACAGUUGGGAGCAGUUCACAAAGCAACACGGAGACAGUUGAGUACAUCAAGGAGAAGACCAGACACCGUCUCCCUCCAGAAAGAUGCAUCAAUCUCUUCCACUGUCUCAGUGAGCUCAAUGAUAAGUCUCUCCUGGAUGAGAUCCAAACCUACCUGAGCUCAGGUAGUUUAUCAGAGACCAAACUUUCAGAUUCACAGUGGUUUGCUUUGGUCUUUGCGCUGCUGACUUCUGAGGCAGAAUUGGACGUGUUUGACUUGAGGAAAUAUUCCCGAUCAGAAGAGGGUCUUCUGAGGCUGCUGCCAGUGAUCAAAGAGUCCAGAGUAGCAUUGCUUAAAGAAUGCAGCCUCACAGGAGAAUGCUGUAAAGCUCUUGCAUCAACUCUCAGCUCAAACACUUGUCUAAGAGAGCUGGACCUGAGUGACAAUGAUCUGCAAGACUCAGGAGUACAGCUGCUGUGUGAUGGACUGUCAAAGCCAACAUGUCAACUGGAAAAGUUGAGGCUGCCCUUCUGUGGAAUCACAGAGGGGGGCUGUAAGUUUUUGGAUUCAGCGCUGAGGUCCAACCCCUCCCACUUGAAAGAACUGGAUCUCAGUUAUAAUCAUCCAGGUGAAUCAGGAGUCGAGCUGCUGACUGCUCUACAAAAUGACCUUCCACAACUCACUGUCAGCUUGACAGGAAAUGCAGAGUGGUUCUUAAAAUCAGCUCUGAAGAAAUAUGCAUGUGAGCUCACACUGGACAAAAACACCGCCCAUUCACAGCUCUCUUUUUCUGAAGACAACAAAGAGAUGACGAGAACGGAAACCGCACAGCCGUUUCCAGACAACCCUGAGAGAUUUACAGACUGGGGACAGGUGCUUUGUAAAGAGGGUCUGACGGGUCGUGCCUACUGGGAAGCAGAGUGGACAGGCGAAUGGACAGGUAUAGGUGUUGCAUAUAAAGGAAUCAGCAGGAAAGCAAAAGGCAAUGAUUCUGUUCUUGGAUGUAACGAUAAGUCCUGGAGUCUGCGUUUCUGUAACGGUAAAUACACCGCCUGGUACAACAAGAACGAUGAGGCCAUAUCCGUCCCCUACUUCAUCACCAAAAGAGUUGGAGUGUAUUUAGACUGGCCGGCUGGCACGCUGUCCUUCUACGCUGUGUCGUCAAACUCAAUGACUCACCUGCACACAUUGCAUGCUAAAUUCACCGAGCCGCUCUACCCAGGCUUUAGGCUGGGAUUUGCAGACACCUCAUUAUCUCUGUGUCAGGUAGAAUACCCACCCAACGCUACAGCAUGAACACCGGCUUAACCUCGGUGGGGAAAGGGGUGGUUGUGCCAGAGGAUUUAGUAAAGUUCUGUUGAUGUAGCCGUACCAGUUGUUGAUAAUAUAAUAUAUGAUGCUAGACAAGUCUUGUGGCAUCACCAGCACGAGAUUAGUGGAUGAAGGGGUGGAUUUGACUGUUGAAGCCCUACGGGGUUGGA
This is a messenger RNA of Myripristis murdjan (pinecone soldierfish), 3216 nucleotides long. RefSeq names its product NLR family CARD domain-containing protein 3-like. NCBI's taxonomy places the organism in Eukaryota, Metazoa, Chordata, Actinopteri, Holocentriformes, Holocentridae. The coding region runs from base 5 to 3031 and encodes 1008 amino acids. The record is from RefSeq and is a predicted model, not a curated record. The transcript is spliced from 7 exons. Gene Ontology annotation, molecular function: protein binding.